AUGCCACAGAAGUCACCACCCUAUAAGUCCGAUCUCCCCUACUUCAAACGCGACUGCGAAGUCUACUUCCCCACCAAUGCCUCGACCAUCACAUGGAGCCGCGCCGAGCAAAACAACACGCUCAACACGCUAUGGUAUGAUAACCCAUUCAAUGCGAGCGACGUCACGUUCGCGCGCGCAAAUAAGAGUAUGCCGCCGUAUCGUAAUGGGUUGGGAGGAACAGAGCCAGCGUGGGUGAAUGCUCCGGCGGGAUCCGGAGCGCUUGCGAUGACUGUGCCACCGCCCGCUGCGGUCAUUGCUGGCCCUGUUGUAGCGCCUGUUCAUGCUGUUACAGUGCCGCCGCCACGGCCGGUGAACCGAUACCCAUUCGACUUCUGGCCACCUAAGCCGUGGGACGCGGAGCCAGAUGACGCGACUUUAGGCAUGACCAUAAAAGUCAUCAAGUCUAAAGAAGAGCCCGAGAACGGUGAGAAAUGGAUGGAUGAUACCCAUGAUCCAUAUGGCGACGGAAGAAGGUGGAUAGGCGGGAAGUUCCUAGGUGCGGGUACUUUUGGAUGCGCAGGUCUGUGGUGCGCAGUAGACGAAAACGAUAUUGUGACGGCCAGAAUGGUCGUUAAAGAAGUGCGCCCUCAUAACUGGAAAUGGCGGGAUCCGGCGUAUUGGAGAGAUCAUCUCCCGCGCGAAAUUCGCAUACAUGAGCGUAUUGAUGCGAAUCGACCCGCUGCUGGCGCUGAUACCUCGGGCUAUGAUAACUUGUUGAGGCAUUUAGGAUACAGAUUGAUGAUGCAGCAGCGCCGCUUCAAAUUGUACCUGGACUUCUGCGAAGGUGGCGAUUUAUUCCAGGGAUUGAAAGAGCACUUUAACCGAUGGAAAAGAGGACAAGCGACGGAUAAAACUGAGCAUCUCAAAGUCGUACCAGAGAGCUUGGUCUGGCAUGUUCUGUCGCAGCUUGUUGAUGCAUGCCUGGUACUCCAAACGGGAUCGAAAGAUCCUGCGACAGCGGAGUCAGCUUGGCUACCAAUCACGCAUCUCGAUAUCUCGUUGAGCAACAUCUUCUUGGAGCCAGCGGUUGACGAUGCUUAUCCAAACUGUGUCUUGAGCGACUUUGGUAUGGCCAUGUAUGAUCUGGAGCAGGGUGACGCUACAGUAAGACCUACAGACAACCCUCAGGAGUAUGUGCUUGGCCAUAUCAGUUACAAGUACCCUCCCGAGCAACAACUUGUACGAGGUACUCCGCCUGACUUGACACCUUUGAAUGAGAAGACGGAUACCUGGAGCAUCGGAGCAGCAAUCUGGUACAUGAUUGCCAAUCGUUCUGUCGCUGGUCCGCAGCGCGAACUGCAUUACUCGGAUGACAUGCCGCAGAACGUGAACAUUGGCGAAGCGGAUCAUGGGCGACUAGACGAGCCCGGGGCGAAACCGUUCGAAGGCUCGGGGUUUCCAGCACUGAGUAAAUACUCGGAAGAGCUGAGGUCGUUGGUUGCGCGCUGCAUGAAUUGGGAGCAAGAGCAUCGGCCAGAUCUAGCUACACUGAGGGCCGAUAUCGAUGCGUAUCUGGCAAGCCACCCGACAGUAAGGGAUAGCAGAGACUUUGGACCGCUGAGAAUGUCGAACCUCGAACAAGGGCUGGGAAUUGGAGAUACGUUUGCAAGAAAGAGGAGGAAACCGGUCGCAGGAAAGCAGCCCCGUAAAAUGCCAAAGGGGGACGAAGAGGAUACAGAAGAGUAG
Alternaria ventricosa is the source of this 1728-nucleotide messenger RNA. RefSeq lists its product as uncharacterized. Bases 1 to 1728 code for a protein of 575 amino acids. Gene Ontology annotation, biological process: protein phosphorylation. Gene Ontology annotation, molecular function: ATP binding; protein kinase activity. Lineage: Eukaryota; Fungi; Ascomycota; Dothideomycetes; Pleosporales; Pleosporaceae. The transcript has 3 exons. The record is from RefSeq and is a predicted model, not a curated record.